CUUGCAUCAUUCGAGAGGGAGGGAGGCAAAACCGGGGAGAGUUUGGACCAUAGUUGAAACCAGUCCGUCGGCCCGGAGGAGAGAGAGAGAGAGCGAGAGAACACAACGAAGUGGACAUGACUUUCUGAGAAGUUAAACUAUAUAUGCGUUUUGAAUUUUAAAGCGCUUUCUCCUCCACUCCACUCCGAGCCGGCGACAAGUGGGAGAGUUUGACUUUACAAAGCAGCAAGCCGUGUGAGGAGUUUGAUGACUGCCGGGGAAGUUGUAUGUACACUGUAGUCGUGCACCAACAGGACAGCAUCCAGUACACCGGUUACAUCAAAGUGUAUCCUGUGUAAAUGUACACGUUGAGCAAAGUGCAAGGUCCCCUCGGAGCACAGAUAUGAGCAGCGACCAGCUCUAACACACUGCUGCUCACCUUACCUCCACUGCUCACUUAAAUGUGCAUUUUAACACUUUUUAUUUCUACAAGAUAGCUGUGUUUUUUUUUUUUUCAACGCAAGAUGUCGUGCCUGUUGCUAGGAGUCUUAAGAAGACAUGGAGCUGUUGGAUCAAGUGUUGGGAUUCGGUCCCUGGCCUCCAUCCCCUCGCUGCCUCCAGCAGUAGCUGAGUUUGUGAGGGGAGCGGUGGAUGAGUGUAAACCCACUAAUGUGCAUGUGGUGACGGGGACGCCAGAGGAAACGGCAAACAUCCUGGCAGGUCUGGAGAAGGAAGGGAUGGUCAAGAGGCUUCCCAAAUAUGAGAACUGUUGGUUGGCCCGUACAGACCCGAAAGAUGUUGCUCGAGUGGAAAGCAAGACUGUGAUUGUCACCAAGAACCAGAAAGACACCAUCCCUAUUCCUGCUGGAGGAGUGAAGAGCCAGCUGGGCAGCUGGAUGAGCGAGUCUGACUGGCAGAAGGCCAGAGAGGAGCGUUUCCCUGGCUGCAUGGCAGGUCGCACAAUGUAUGUGAUUCCCUUCAGUAUGGGUCCUGUGGGCUCCAGUCUGACUAAAUAUGGUGUCCAGGUGACUGACUCGCCAUAUGUUGUUGCCAGUAUGGGGAUCAUGACUCGCAUGGGCACUCCUGUCCUGAAUAGACUCGCUGAAGGAGAAGAGUUUGUCCGCUGCCAGCACUCUUUAGGACGGCCUUUACCGCUUAAGGCUCCUUUGGUAAACUCGUGGCCCUGUAACCCAGAGCAGGUGCUGAUAUCUCACCUGCCCGACAUGAGACGGAUCAUGUCCUUCGGCAGUGGCUAUGGAGGAAACUCUCUCUUGGGGAAGAAGUGCUUUGCCCUCCGCAUUGCCUCCCGCAUUGCAAAGGAUGAGGGUUGGCUGGCUGAACACAUGCUAAUCCUGGGCAUUACUAACCCUCAGGGUGUCAAGCGUUAUGUGGCAGCAGCCUUCCCCAGCGCCUGCGGUAAAACCAACUUAGCCAUGAUGAAACCAUCUCUGCCAGGCUGGAAGGUUGAGUGUGUAGGCGAUGACAUUGCAUGGAUGAAGUUUGACAGCCAAGGUAAACUGAGAGCUAUCAACCCAGAGAACGGCUUCUUCGGUGUGGCUCCCGGCACCUCAGAUAAGACUAACCCCUACGCCAUGGCCACCAUUGCCAAAAACACUAUGUUCACGAACGUUGGGGAGACCAGUGAUGGGGGAGUGUGGUGGGAAGGCCUUGACCCCCCUGCAGCUGGGAUCACACUCACAGACUGGCAUGGCAAAGCCUGGAAGCAAGGAAGCUCAACUCCGUGUGCCCACCCCAAUUCCCGCUUCUGUGCUCCGGCGGCCCAGUGUCCCAUCAUCGACCCCCAGUGGGAGAGUGAGGAGGGCGUGCCCAUUGAUGCCAUUAUUUUUGGUGGCAGGAGGCCAGAAGGAGUUCCUCUGGUCUAUGAGUCCUUCAACUGGCAGCACGGAGUCUUUGUUGGAGCAGCCAUGAGGUCAGAGGCCACGGCAGCUGCUGAGCAUAAAGGAAAGGUCAUUAUGCAUGACCCCUUUGCCAUGCGUCCAUUCUUCGGUUACAACUUUGGUGACUACCUCGCUCACUGGUUGAGCAUGGAGCGCAGGAAGGGCCCCACUCAUUUACCCAAGAUCUUCCAUGUUAACUGGUUCAGGAAGGACCCUGCAUCUGGCUCCUUCCUCUGGCCCGGAUUUGGUGAAAAUGCCCGCGUGCUGGAGUGGAUCUUCAAGCGCUGCGGCAGGGAGAGUGAGGAUGAAGCUGCCAAGAAGAGCAUUAUCGGCUGGCUGCCAGUAGAUGGCGCCGUCGACACUAAAGGUCUGAGUGGCAACGUGGAUAUGGGUGCUCUGUUUGACGUGCCCGUGCCUUUCUGGCAGAAGGAGACAAAAGAGUUGAGAGCUUACUUCAGUCAGCAGGUUGGAGCUGAUCUGCCAGCUCAGGUGGAGGCUGAGCUGAAGGCUCUGGAGGACAGAGUGCACAAUUAAAAACCUACUAACAUGAAGUCCAUCCAGAAACAGGGAGGUGGUCACUGACUCAACAUUUAGACCAUCAGGGUGCAACCAGAGUCACUGGCUGGGUUCACAUACACAGAGAAGUUAACAUUUGAAGGGGUUCAGUUCAGGAAAAGUGAAGACAGAUGUUCUUUCUCUGUGAACACAGUCAGUGAUUCUAGUGAAAAUAAUCUACGAUGCAGAUCCUACACAUUGACACUACUUGACAUGAAUGCUGCAUCACUGAGGGACAGGUUUGCUUUGCAACAUGAAGGUUAGAUUUGUUUGUAGUUGUUAAACUUGUCAUCAAGAGAAGCAUAUGUCUACCUCUAUUCUCUCACAUAACCUGGCAUGGUCCUAAAGCCCAGUCACCCUGACUCUGUAGGGCCUUUGUGACAUUUAGCAAUACAGUUUCUAGACCUCUAAUGUUUACAGGCUAAUACCCAAAGAUUUAGCAAAAUUCUGACAGAGAUGGAUGAGUUUUUAACAUUUUAUUUACAAAAAGAUUUCAAAUGAAUUUUAAGCAUCAGUUGUUUAAGGAUGCUUUAUUAAAAGUGCAACAGAACACUCUUAAUAUUCACAUAUACACAAAAUAAAAAGUCCUGUAAGUAGUCAAUAUAUUAAUUCAUGUGCCCAACGUAUACUAUGCAUAAUCCAUUUUUCCACUUUUGUAAUGUUUGUGAUUCAAUUCCUUGAUUUCAGGUGAUGUUUACACAUAAAUAUAAAAUGUUGGACCAAUAAGUGCGACUGAGAUUAUUAGGUAUUUUGAGGAGACAAGGUUUUUAUUACAGUGCAAUGAAUAAAUAUCUUCAAAAGCAGAAA
This is a messenger RNA of Labrus mixtus (cuckoo wrasse), 3239 nucleotides long. It is a transcript of the gene pck2, whose product is annotated as phosphoenolpyruvate carboxykinase 2 (mitochondrial). Gene Ontology annotation, molecular function: phosphoenolpyruvate carboxykinase (GTP) activity; GTP binding; manganese ion binding. The transcript has 11 exons. Gene Ontology annotation, cellular component: cytosol; mitochondrion. The record is from RefSeq and is a predicted model, not a curated record. Gene Ontology annotation, biological process: gluconeogenesis; cellular response to dexamethasone stimulus; propionate catabolic process. Lineage: Eukaryota; Metazoa; Chordata; Actinopteri; Labriformes; Labridae. The coding region runs from base 504 to 2411 and encodes 635 amino acids.